UUACAACGUCGAUGUUGGAGUUACACUGAUAAUUCAGAUUUAUCAACACAUUCAGUGAUAAGACGCGAAGUACCGAACAACAGUGACGAUAAACCAUUCCGCUAAUGUAUUAGCAAACAAAAUUGUUAGUAAGAAAAUAAACAAUAUUGUUAUGGAGACAAAUACAGAAAGAAAUGUUGAAGGAAUCGACAACCCUACUGCUACUCAAGAUGACGGUAACAAAUUAAGGCCCGAUCUCGUUAUAAGCGUACAGCCACAGUCACAAGCACAAGAGAGCGGUCGAGCUGAAUUACCCGUGUCCACGGUGAACUGGCAUUCCCGUAGCGGUGGCCAAUUCAUUCCUAUGCACGGUCUUGACUUCCUAAUCGGCACAUCCAGUCUUGUUAUACAACAAACUGUGGAGCUUAAUGAUCUUACAUCAAAAAUCGAUUCUGAAAAUCGAUAUAUUAUUCGAGUGCCAAACGGCGAGGCGCUAUACUUCGCUAGUGAGGUGUCGACAUCGACACAGCGAUGUCUUUGCGGCACAGGGCGGGCGUUCGUCAUGCAUCUCCAUGACAACACACGCCAGGAGGCUAUGGUGCUCAGGCGGCGGCUAGCUGGGGCUUCCUGCUUCUUCCCUUGUAGGCUACAAGAGAUGAAAGUAGUAACACCUCCGGGCAACUACGUGGGUCGUGUGCACCAGCAGUGGUCCUGGAUGGUGCCAUUCUACUUGGUGCGCGACGCUGAUGACUGCGUACUUUUCGUAAUUGAAGGUCCUGCAUCCUUGAAGAGGAGCGCGCUUAUGUUGUCGGAAUUUAAGAUAAUGUCAGGAGAUUCGUUGCGUGAAACGGGAAAGAUAACCCACGGUUGGGAUCGUGAGUUGGUGAACUUCACAACUACCCUUGUGUUUCCAGAGACUGCGGUGCAACCCAAACACAAGGCACUUUUACUUGCUGCAGCUUUCUUGAUGGAAUACACUUAUUUUGAAAGGGCUAAGUCAAGUUGCAUGCGAUUCAACUGCUUUUAAAAGGUCGUUAAGGACAAACGUUAAAAAUAUUUGUACUUUUAUAUUAUUUAGCAUUUAUUAUUAAACCAAAUAAUGUUUUUUA
This is a messenger RNA of Papilio xuthus (Asian swallowtail), 1088 nucleotides long. Its product is annotated as phospholipid scramblase 2. The record is from RefSeq and is a predicted model, not a curated record. Gene Ontology annotation, biological process: plasma membrane phospholipid scrambling. Gene Ontology annotation, cellular component: plasma membrane. Lineage: Eukaryota; Metazoa; Arthropoda; Insecta; Lepidoptera; Papilionidae. Gene Ontology annotation, molecular function: phospholipid scramblase activity. The coding region runs from base 152 to 1006 and encodes 284 amino acids. The transcript is spliced from 7 exons.